UUUGAACUUCAGACAUCGCGCGUGCAUAGCAUGCAGGUGUCCAUGACCACGCGUUGCUUGCAUGUGGAUACACGACGCUGUUUUUAUGGGUGUGCGUGUUGUAUAAGGAACCAAUUUGUUCUGGUAUAUACAGGCCUUUUCAGCCACGAAGAACUUCCAUCCAGAGGUAUAUCUGACGCCCCAUCUUCAACACAUCUUUGGAGGUGCCACACCGGUCAGAAAGAAUGGUAAGGCGACGUAUUGACGCGUUCUGCGCAGUCCUACUCGUCUCCGUUGCCUUUGUUUGCGGUCAGCAAAGUGCGACGCUCAUCGUCCUACAGGCCGAACGACAUGAAGGGAAUUUCACUAGUCCGGGAUUUCCAAACAACUAUCCAAAUAAUACGAAUAUGACCUGGAGGAUUGAAGCUGAUAGUGAUGAUGUGGUGCACUUGAAGUUCGUCCGUUUUGAUCUGGAAGGAAUAUUUUUCUGUCUCUGGGACUAUGUCGUUGUGCACGGCAGUAUCAAUGAUCCUGAGACGUUUUGUGGGAUUGUGGUGCCGAAAGAGAUGAUAUCGAUUUCCAACGUCCUGUCGGUAGAUUUUAUAUCAGAUGAUUCUGAAUCACGGCCUGGAUUCUUUGCAAGAUACUGGGCAACUCCGAAGGGGAAUUUUGUGAAUCACACCGUCCCUCCAGAGUUUGAUAAGCAUUGCAAAGGCCUGAACUUCGACUGGGUAACGUUUCCCAACUUUUACGGCCACGAAAGUGACCAGGAUGUUUUGACUUCACGGCAAUGGGAGGAGAUGGUGUCGGUCAAUAUUUCGUGCCAUCCGCAAGUCCAACGUUUUCUGUGUGCACUCUUGAUGCCCCGAUGGCUUGCAGGAAGCAAACAACUACCCUGCCAGUCAUGGUGCCAGGAGGUGCGGUCGGCAUGUUCAUCAGCAGCCACUGACUGGACUUUGCCUGAUGCCUGCCCAUUUAACACCACUGAAUGCGUCAACUUGGAACCUGCCGAAGCUAGUAAAGAUUGCUACUUCGGCAAAGGAGAAAACUACAGAGGAAAGGAAACUCGGCCCGAAAAUAAGUGCCUCCAUUGGACGAGUCCCGACGCACUUGGACCAAUGGAGGCGCGCGACAACUGGGACAACCUACAAGAGAACUACUGUCGGAAUUUCUUACCAGAUGAAUCUUCAGAACCCUUCUGCUUUGUGAAAGAAGUCUGGGACGAAAACCAAACAGUCGUCUUACGUGAACCAUGUGGUUUGAUGCCUUGCAAUGAACGCGGCCGCGGAUGUGGAGUUCCUCCUGUUGUGGUAUCGGGAAGCAGAAGUCCAGUAUAUAAUUUCUACAGGAUAGGGGAUCACGUCGACAUCAGCUGUGACGUAGGCUUCUCCAUGGAGGAGGAAGACAUGUGGAUGACAUGCAUCGGAAACGAAAACUGGAGCAAGACAAAUCCAACGUGCAAAGUCGAUCACAGGUUGUUACUUGCAAAAACACUGCUCCAUCCAAAACGUUACAACCCUGAACUGGCGCCCAGCAGGAAACAGGUCAAUGUCACGUUUGAAGGUGUAGCAGUGGACAUCAUUGACGCCGACGCCAAGAACGAGGACAUGUUCUCAGCGAUUGCCUUCAGGCUACAUUGGACGGACAACCGCCUGUCCUGGACCAGCAAACAGAACGACAAUGUCAGAAACAUCUCCGUGUCCAGGAAACGUGUCUGGACCCCCAAAGUCUAUCUUCAUCCAAAUGGCGACGCCAGAUUUAGAGACUUCUCUGAUGCCACUGUCACAGUCACCAGCGAUGGGCUAGUUGAGUGGACCAUCAUUGAUGUCGUGACGACAACGUGUGAACUCGAUUCGGCUCUUUUUCCAUUUGAUACCAUGGGGUGUGAUGUGUGUCUGAGAGUAGACACUCGCUUGGUAAGGUUUGGCUGCGCGGAAAACGUUACCGAGUUCAAACCCCUCAUCGAAAGUUUCAUGACUUGUGACUCGGACGGUCGUGCGGAGGAGGUCAAUCAGUGGUGGGCAAAGUGGAAGGUUAAUGUGAAAGACGGUCUUGCCUGUAUCAACAUGACGUUUGACCGCAACCCAACGGCCGACUUCUGUACUACACUGUCGCCUGUCAUCAUUCUCUCUGUGCUCAUGUGCAUCAUCUUUGUGCUGCCGGUUGACAAGGGAGAUCGUCUCUCUUUCGGGAUGACGAUUCUGUUGUCGAUGGUGGUCUCUCUGGUUUUCAUCUCGGAUGUCCUGCCGACCAAGGGAUCCAUGCCUGUUAUAGGUAAACUGGUCAUCGUGUACAUGUGCAUGAUGGGAGUUUUUGUGAUCUACAGCUUAAUAGUCAUCAGGAUCAGCUCAAGGAAGAAAGACCUCCCGCCCGUUGUAAAGAAGGUGUUUCUCGGGCAUCUCGCUCGCCUGGUGUUCCUCGGAGACCUGACCAAGCCAACACGUCGCCCCACUGUCGUGAAUGUGCAUGACAUUGAGAUGGUGGAAGGCCUGAUGGUAAAGGACAGCAAACCAUCUGAAGCCGAGCCAGAAAGUGUCGAAGUCCUGCUGUCUCUUCAGAGCCAGAAAGUGUCGAAGUCAUGCCGUGGAGUCCCUUGGGACCUCAAUGCCCUUAGUGAUGCCGUGGAGUCCCUUGGACCUCGGGCCAACCCCAAACCACUGAGGCGUCGAAAGAUGCUGCUCCGAAGACGGACUACCACCAGCUUGUUAAGGUCCUGGACCGUCUCUGUCUCGCCUUGUAUGUGUUCGGAUUGA
Messenger RNA from Branchiostoma floridae (Florida lancelet), 2732 nucleotides. RefSeq lists its product as uncharacterized. Gene Ontology annotation, cellular component: membrane. The coding region runs from base 225 to 2732 and encodes 835 amino acids. The transcript is spliced from 19 exons. Gene Ontology annotation, molecular function: protein binding; extracellular ligand-gated monoatomic ion channel activity. NCBI's taxonomy places the organism in Eukaryota, Metazoa, Chordata, Leptocardii, Amphioxiformes, Branchiostomatidae. The record is from RefSeq and is a predicted model, not a curated record. Gene Ontology annotation, biological process: monoatomic ion transport.